Molecule: messenger RNA, 4939 nt
Organism: Passer domesticus (house sparrow)
Lineage: Eukaryota; Metazoa; Chordata; Aves; Passeriformes; Passeridae
Product: disintegrin and metalloproteinase domain-containing protein 9-like
Exons: 23
Coding region: 1361-3751 (796 amino acids)
Biological process (GO): proteolysis
Cellular component (GO): plasma membrane
Molecular function (GO): metalloendopeptidase activity
Source: RefSeq, a predicted model, not a curated record
CCCGGGGAUAGCACCCUCAGCCCGGCAGAGAGCCGGAGUUAAUUCGCCUUUAAAACCCCUCUGAGAUUACUGCAUCCAAUACAUGACCCAACAUCACCGUGCCAACCGUACCUUGGCUACGUCCCGGUUUUCCUUAAACAUCUCUGACUCCCGCUCCUCCCUGGGCAGCCCAUUCCAGUGUCAAAUCACUCCUUCGAAGAAAUUCCUCAUAAUGCCCACCCUAAACCUGCUGAGGUGCAGCUUAAGGCAAUAUCCUCUUGUCCUGUCACUGGUUCCUGGGAUAAGAGACUGACCCUGAAGGUCUAGGGUGGAUAUUAGGAAAAGGUUCUUCCCCCACAGUGUGACCCAGCACUGAACACCCCUCGUGAACCCAAUACCUCAAAGGUCUUUCCCAACUGAAAUGAUCCUCGGAUUCUGUGAAACUGUGAGAUUACAAGUUGAAACUUUUUAUAGUUGAGCUCUUUGUGGUUUUUUUUUUCCUCCUGGAUGUCGUAGGUAUGUAAAUCCAUCAUUUUCUGUGCAGGACAUUGGUUGUGACAACUGCAGUUGCUGUCCCUUUCAUCAACAGUAGGGACUGUAGAAAAGCAUUUCUUUGCUGACGUGAGGGAAAUUCCUACAAUUUCAUUGAAAUUUUUUCAUUAUUAAUAUGUCAGAAUUUGGAGCAGAGGGAUUCUCCCAAACUGCGUCCUGACAGCGCACCACGCAGGAGAGAGGCUAUGAAUAAAAGAGGCCAUCAAUAAAAGAUGGGGCUCAUUUAAUUUGCAGUAGGAUCUCACCUUCUGGAGCCGGGGAAUGCUGCUCCUGAGGCUGUGGCAGACACAGACCCAGGGAAUGAGGGUGUCAGGUUCUGCUUCCACCGGUGCUCAGUGCAGGAAUGUUCAGGCUGUUCUCAGUCUGUGACUCUCGGGAAAUGGACCUGAAUGGGCUUUGACAAGCUAAUACAGCCAGCAUUCUGCUUUUGGGCACUUAAGGCGUUGUUUUAUAGCAUUUACCAGCAAUGGAAAACUGAAUUUUCUCUGCUUUAAUCAAAGAAUUAAUUAAAAUUAAUUAAUGUAAAUGCUUGAGUGUGUUGUUUCAGCCUCAUUUUUGUGUUUCUAAAUGUGCGUGAUACUUCUGAAAUGCAAUGCAAACUCAUCCAGUUUUAGAAGCGUUUAUUCUCUGCUUUUGGUGGGAAUUUGGUUACCUGGAAGAUGAUCCUGGAAGAGCAAUGAUCUGCACAAAAUUACGGACUUCUGCAGAGAUGCAGUAUCAGAGGGCUUUUUCUGUUGUUUACCUUUGGAGCACACGGUUCUCGUUCUUCUGGUUCCCUGCAGAGCAGCCAGAGCCAGCUCGGAUGCUGGAGUAGUUUCUCUGGGAAGUCAUGUUAAUGCACAGCUUCUUUUUGUUCACUUUUGGACUAAUUUUUACUGGAAACCCUUUUUGGAUAACAGGGGUAUCCUCUGAACACACAUCCAGACUUUCUACAUUAGAAAUAAUCAUUCCUCGAAGUCUGACAGGCAGAGAAAAACGUCCCCCAUUUUCUCAUGAGGAGCAUUCAGAUGACAAUCUUUCUUACUCGGUUAAAACCAGAAAUGGAACAUACCUCCUAAAGCUGAAGAAAAAUAAAAAACUUCUUAGUGACAACUUUAAGCUGUACACAUAUGGGGAAAAUGGGAAGCUGCAGGCAACACCAUCUAAAAAUGAGACACACUGUUAUUAUCAUGGCACUGUUGAAGGAAUUGCUGACUCCACACUUGCUCUUAGCACAUGUGAUGGCCUAAGGGGAAUUCUCUACAUUGGAGGCAGAUGGUAUGGAAUGGAGCCCCUCAACACAUCCAGCACCUUUGAACAUGUGCUGUAUGAACUGGAAGAUGAGCAGGGGAUCCCCUUCCACUGCGGGGUGCUGAAGGGCAGCCUGGAGCAUGAGACGUUCGUGAAGCAGUCUGUGAAAUACACAUUUUCAUCAAACACUACCUCCAGCAGGGACAGGCCCCUCAGGGAGAAGCGAGCAGUCCUGCCCCAGAGAAGCUAUGUGGAAUUAUUUGUGGUUGUGGAUCACAACAGGUUUUUGCUGAAGAAUUCUGAUCCUGCUGCAGUGCAAAAGGAAACAGUGGAGCUGAUUAAUUAUGUUGAUGGGAUGUAUAGAGCAUUAAACAUCCAGAUUGUUUUGGUUGGAUUAGAGGUUUGGACAGAUGCCAACCACAUAUCUGUAAUGGAUGGUUCAGCUGGAGAUGUGCUGAGUAGAUUUGUUUCUUGGAGGCAGAAGGAUCUUCUGAAGCGCUCAAGAAAUGACGUUGGUCACCUCAUAAUAGGGAGGAGCUCUUUCAGUGGAUCCAUUGGAAUGGCUUUUGUGGGUACUGUGUGCUCACAUGUCCAGGGAGGGUCAAUCAGCACUCUGAAUCAUGACAAAAUGUUACGGCACGCCACAGUAGUUGCACAUGAGCUGGGGCACAAUCUGGGAAUGAAACAUGAUGAUAAGAGGUGUCCUGCAUCCUAUAUCAUGCACAGCACGGAUAAUGGAUCCAGGAAUUUCAGCACCUGUAGUGCUGAUGAUUUUGAGGCCUUUAUUCUAAAUGGAGGAGGAAACUGCCUUAGAAAUCCUCCCAAAACAAGUAAUGUGUACAAAGAACCUGUCUGUGGUAAUAAUGUUGUCGAUAAAAAUGAAGAAUGUGACUGUGGCAAACCACAGGAAUGCUCCAACCCCUGCUGUGAUGCUGCCACCUGCAAACUCACACCUGGCUCACAAUGUGCUCAAGGACUGUGCUGCAAAAACUGCAAGUUCAAAGUGGCAGGAGCAGAGUGCAGAGCAAAGCAAGAUGUGUGUGACCUCCCUGAGUACUGCAAUGGAAGCACUGCCUACUGCCCAGAUGAUGUUUACAUCAUGAAUGGCCACCCGUGCAGCAACAGCAGGGCUUAUUGCUACUAUGGGGUGUGCCAGAGCUUUGAUUCACAGUGUGAAUCCAUCUAUGGCAAAGGGGCACGGAAAGCACCUGAUAUAUGCUUUGAGAAAGCAAAUAUUAAAGGAGAUAGGUUUGGAAACUGUGGGAUGAAAGGUGGAGUGUACAAGAAAUGCCCUGUCCAGCACAGUCUGUGUGGGAAGCUGCAGUGCACAUCUGUCAGUCUGCAGAACCUGCCAGCCUGGAGCGUUGUCAAUAACGCAUCCGGGGUUUUGUGCUGGUCCUCUGACUUUGACCUAGGCUCAGACAUCCCUGAUCCUGCCCAAGUUCAUGAUGGCACAGCCUGUGGAGAGAACAAGGCCUGUUUAGGUUUUGAAUGUCUUGAUGCAAGAUAUCUGGGCUACAGCUGUGAUGUAAAGCAGAAGUGUAAUAAUAAUGGGGUGUGUAACAACAACGGGAAUUGUCACUGCAACCCGGGAUGGGCCCCUCCAUCCUGUAACCAGUCUGGCUACGGUGGCAGUGUGGACAGUGGCCCAGCUCACACAGAUACAUCACUUCGGGAUGGGCUGCUGAUUUUCUUCUUCCUGGUGCUGCCUGUAGCCAUCCUCACUGCAGUUGCAAUAUUUAAACGUGAUGCAAUAAGGAGAAAACUUUGCAGGAAAAGCAGAGGACAGCACAGGGAUAACAACGGGCAGGAACCAAAGCAAGGCAACAGAGCAAGUCAGGAAACAGGAAAUAAUCAGCCUGCUGCAUCAAGUCACAAUAUUUUUACCAAAUUGCAUUUCCCUGGCACAAGGCAGCCAGUCCAAACCCAGCUUCCUGCAGCUUCCUCAGGACCCCAGCGACCCCCAGUCCCACACAGACCAGUUGUCUGAGAUGUUUCUUGGGAACCCUCAACCAAUUCUGACAAAAACUGGCCUGGAAAACAUAUGAAAGGAUUUCAGUGCUCCAGUGGUGCCCUUGAGCAGCCAAAAUGCCUUUGGGAAGCUCCUGGCAGGCCUGGGUGCCCAGGGGCACUGAGCACAGGUUGGUGACACCCCAGAGCUCAGCUCCUUGCUGCUGGCUGUGUUUGUGCCUCCUCUACCUCACCUUUACAGCUCAGACCCUGGAGUGAACCUGGAGAGUGUCAGAGAGCAGGACUCUCCAUGCUGCUGCUCCCUCUCAGGGCACAGGGCACUGAGCUCUGCUCUUCACUGACAAAAUUCAAGGAUGGGAGAUCUGCACCUCACCUCCUGGGCUCUCCUCUCCUCAGGACACUGCCAGGAGCUCCGAGGGCCUGCAGAGCCAGGUUUGGGGACAGUCCCUGUGCCCUGCCCUGCCCCUGCCAAUGCUGGGCCCAGAGCCCACCUCUCACACGCAGCCAGCUCAGCUUCCACUCCAGGUCAUUUGUAAAAGAAACCUCACCUGGGGACACCAGGAACUCUGUAGGUCAUGUCCUGAGUCUGAAAGAACCCAUCCAUCUGUUACAGAAGUUGUGGGAUGUUGGGAGAUACCUCCACAGCUCCACAGUGGUUCAGGGUUUAUGCAUUUCCCUAGAAACUGAUUCCACCUCAAAAGCAACAGAGUCAGCUUUUGUCAUUCUAAACGGGACAGUGAGAAACCAGCACUGAGUUCACAGAGGAUGUAUGCAGGGACAUGAUUUUCCAAAUAGGCCUCCACCAAAUGGAUGCAAGAAAUCCAGGGAAAGACUCCAGCAGAAGGGAGCAGGGCAGGGAGCACCUCGCUGCCAAGAACAGAGCUGUGGUGUGCCUCCACCCAGCCCUGGGGGCUGCAGCACACCCUGCCUGCCUCAGUGCAAAUCUCAGACUACAAACUGGGGAAAAGAGUGAAUAAAUUACAGAUUGCCUCGCCGAGAGAAUAUUUCCAACCCCCAGAUGGCCACAUCGCUGAAAAGCUGGGAAAAAGAACCCAAAAGAGAUUGCUGGCAAAAAGUCUCUUCCUUGACCCCUCAGAAUCUCAAAACUGUUAUUAUUAAAUAUCCCUGUCAUUUAGACCUCAAGUAUAAUAUGACACUGAUUUUAUUUAUUUAUUACAUUGCAAUUGAAAAUAAAUCCUCAGGGGCA